Molecule: messenger RNA, 2412 nt
Organism: Maudiozyma saulgeensis
Lineage: Eukaryota; Fungi; Ascomycota; Saccharomycetes; Saccharomycetales; Saccharomycetaceae
Source: the annotation of a GenBank genome assembly
AUGUUUAGAUUUGCCCAACAAUCUCAGCCAUUGAAGGGCAAACUUCCAAACCAAUUCAUUCCAAACACGGGAAAACAUUCGUAUAACCCACAUAUGGUUAGAUUCAACUCGCCAAUGUCUAUGGAGGCCCAACAAAAUGUCGUGCCACCUCCCCAACAACAAUAUUCAAUGAAUAUGAACCAUAACGAUUCGGAAGAAAUGCAAUUCCAGAUGAAUCAAAUGACCAAUAUGAACAUGGGCAGAAUCCAAAUGAGUAACCAACAACAACAGCAACAUCAACAUCGUGAACCUAUGCAUUAUAAUAAUAAUAAUAAUAAUAAUCGCAAUGGGAAUUCACAAGCUUCAAAUAGAAACAGUUACGGCGGUCCUCAGAAGAAUGGGGGCAGAAAUAACCGUCCUUACACUAAUGGAAGUAACAACAACAGUAGCAGCAGCAUUCAAAGCAAUUCCUCCUACAACUCAAUGAACAAUGGUAAGCAGAGACAAUAUAACAAGGGUAACAACAAUAACAAAGGUAAUAACAAGAACAACACAAUCAGUCCAGAUUCCCCAUGGUACCAAAAAGUUACCGCGUUUGAAGAAUGUGUCUCCCAAACUUUAUACAUGUCUCAAACACCAAGACGUAAGAAUAUCAAGCAUCGUUCCGAACAUCCAAACUCAAACGCAAACCCAAUGUUUUGGGAUUCUAUCGGUAGAGCCAUGGGCUUGUACCAUGAUUUAAUUGAUACGCCUGAGUUGAACUCGGAUAGAGUCUCCAAGUUGGUCCAUUUGCUACAUAAUGGACUAAGAGCCAAUAGAAACCAAUUGACUAGAAUGAACAAGAAGCCUGAUUACGAUUCUCAAUCCUUCCAUAAAGAAAUGACUAACUAUUUGUGUAAGUCUCUGAGAGAAAUCUCCGAAGACGUUCUGAAUAGUAAGGUCGAAUUGAAUGAAUAUGGUGCAAUGCAUCUAAUCACUGCAUUCAAAGAACUGUUAUUAUUCGAAGAAGCAGUCGAGAUCUGGAAAAGUGCCAUUAAUGGAAUUAAUAGUUACACUUCCAACAUCUUCUUAAACCCAAGAGUCGUCGGUGUUAUCUUACCAAUCUUAUACGAUAAUGGUGUCUCAUACCCUGAAAUUCAACAACUGUAUGAAAAAUCUUCAUCAAUGAUUAAUUAUUUCCAUCCAAACUUAUCCGUUGGUAUGAUCAGAGCAUCUCUAUCUGCCAAUGAAAAUGAAAUGGCUUUGAAAUUGUUCCAAAAGUUAUGUCAAGAAUCCACAGAGAUGAAGUAUGGUUAUUUAAUCGAAACUCAUUUGUCCUUUAUUGGUGAAUGUAAAGAUUUGAACGUCGCUCAAACUUUCUUUGAUAAAGCUUUGAAUGAUGAAAUGCCAUACAAGAUUGAUUUACAAGUAUCAUACGUUAAAUCAUUUUUAAGAAACAUUUGGACUCAAACUCAUGAUUUCAACCAUAUUUAUCAAAUUUGGUAUAAAUCUUCUUUACAUUAUGGUAGACACGUUAACCACGGUAUUUCAUCAUCUUUAAAUGACACUUUCUUCGAUAUCUUCUUCGAAAAUUUUGCUCACAAUAAACAACAAGGGUUCAUGACUUUACAAAACUUAAUUGAUACCUACAAGAACAUUAAGAACAUUGAUGAACCAUUCUUCAAUAUCAUUUUAGCUAAGUGCACCAUCUGGCACGAUAGAGAAAUCUUGGAAUAUAUCGAUAAGAGUUACGAAUUAUUCAAUAUUCCAAAGACAAUCGUUGCUUACAGAAUCCUAUUAAAAUCCAUGGGUUCCGUUGAUGAUACUUCCAAUGAAGAAAUCUUACAAAGAUGGAUUGAUUUAAUCAAGAAGUCCGAUGAAAUUGGUCAAAAAUUUAUUGCCAAUGCUGAUUGGGCUGCCUUGAGAGAUGCUACUGUCACAUGGACUCAAUCUCAUAGAGAUAACGGUGUUCCUUUAACUCAAAACUCCAUCAAUGAAUCUAAGGCAAGUUCUGUCGCUCCCACCCGUUCUGGUACACCAACUCCAAAGAAUAACAUGGAGUCGGUUAACGUUGGUGAUGUUGACUUUUACUCCCAUCCGGCUUUCCAAGCAUUGAAUGCUUCUGGUGCCUUUGAUGAAUUUACAAACUAUAAUGCUUCAACUCCAUCUACUACCGUGGCUUCCAGUCCAGGUGCAACUCAUGAAGAACCUUUAUUAAAGACCGUUUCUCAUGAGGAGGAAGGUGCUGCUGUUGACAGCAGAAUGAUCCUUUACCUGAAGAUUGUUAAACGUUACUCUCCUUAUUGUCGUGAUUCAAGACAAUUAGCAAGACUAACUACAGGUACUGCUGUGAAGUAUUCGGUCCUACAAGAAGUAUUAAACCAAUUCCAAUCAUUGGAUGCCGAUAGUAUCACUGUUCCAAAAUUGGCCAAUUUAAAACCAUCAUGUGCCUGA